Caenorhabditis bovis is the source of this 6174-nucleotide messenger RNA. The record is from the annotation of a GenBank genome assembly. NCBI's taxonomy places the organism in Eukaryota, Metazoa, Nematoda, Chromadorea, Rhabditida, Rhabditidae.
AUGAUGAGCUUAAACAUGAGCGCGGAAUGCAACAACAAUACUAUCCGCAACGGGCAGUGCUACAAUCUCGCUGUUUGCGGCUACUGCUACGAUUUCGCCGAGGUCAAGACGGUUUCAAAGGAGUAUGAGACAUUUAACCUGAUUGUAAUUGGCGUUCUCUUGCCAACUGUCGGUUGUUUGGGUCUAAUUGGAAAUGCUUUAUCGGCAUUCACCUACUCACGUCGUGAGAUGAUUUCAAGUCUCAAUGUCUAUUUGUUCUCGUUGGCUUGUUCGGAUAUCAUUAUAAUCUUAACUGCGUUUUUCUUGUUCUUUUUGGAGAACAUGCGCAAGAGAUCUGUAUGGGCGACAUACUAUUUUGCGGUUCUCUCGCCGGUUAUGUUUCCCGUUGGACUCACAGCCCAAACCCUGUCGGUGUUCAUAACAGUCGCAUCUGCAUUCGAUUGUUUUGUAUUGGUCACGGCUGGAGAGAAGUUCAAGUCAAUAUUCUGUUCGGUGUUCACAUCCAUAGUUAUUUUGUGUCUCAUUGUCAUUACGGCGUUUCUUUACAAUGCGCCACAUAUGUUUGAAAUCUAUGUAAUCGAUUGUUGGAGUUUAGUUUAUAACACCGCUUCAAAAGACGUGUGCCCAACCGCAUUACGAGCUAAUCCGGAUUACCUUAAAAUCUACUACGCCUAUAUGUACACCAUUGUAAUGGCUGUUGGACCAGUCGUGUUUUUGAUCGUCCUCAAUUCGGCAAUUGUUCUGAGCAUGCGUAAAUCAAAUAGCUCAAAUUGCGAGUCGGAUAUCAUCACUCUUGUUCUCGUGGUUUGCCUCUUCAUCACGUGCAAUAUUUUGCCGCUUACCGUCAACUUUCUUGAACUUUUAUUUGGCAUCAUCAAUGGUUAUUUGAUAGAUCUGUCAAAUUUGAUGGUCGUCGUCAACUCAUCAUGCAAUUUUCUCAUAUAUUAUGCAUUUGGCUCGCAUUUUCGCAGAACUCUUCAGCACUACCUUCGCAAUGUGUGGAGAAGAAAGAAAAUUCCGCUUCUUGAGAAUGAGAUUCGCGAUCGCGCAAGCCCAAGAGGAACUCUUUGCGUUCCGCCAACUGAGUGCUGCAGACAGCAAAUGAAAACGGAGCUUCCCUAUCAACAAGAGACACCUUGUCUGUCGUACGAUUCAAAAAUCAUGGCUGCAACCCUUGACGAAGCAAUGUUUUCGUUUCCAAAUCUUGCAACACCCCAACAAAAUACACUUUUUUCAUCAGCUCACGAGGAUAACGAUGAGGGGGAUAGCCCAGAAGAACCUAUGCUCGCGCAAAGAACAUCUGAAGGAUCCUGUGGUAGCAAUGGGCAACGAAAAAAAAGAGACAAUGCCAAACCGCCAAAUUUUCUGAAAGAGAAUAUGAUGAAGAAGGCAAAAGCUAAGAAUGAUUGGCAGAAUGCUCCAAAUAAUACGACUAACUCGGCGAAAAACGCACCUAUUCUCGGAGUUGUCACAAAUAUUGGUUGCGAAUAUCGUCGAGGAAAUGCAUUAGAUCCUGAUAGCAAUUGGUGUGGAUUGUGUAAUUUAUGCUGGCAAUGGCGAAAACUUCCAUUGGGUUAUUACCCAAACUACCUGAAUGAAGUGAAUUGCGAUCAUAACGAUGAUGGGUGUUUAUCAGGUUUUGGGGAAUGCCGUCCAAUUUAUCGGUCUUUGAACAUCAUGAAGAAAGUUGACGAUGAUUGGAAGCAAGUUUCGAUUGAUACUGUCACAGCGUGUGAAUGUCAAAAUAUGGAAGAAGAAAAUGGAGACAUCCAUUUCUUCGAACAGAUCGAUAAACCUCCUGAAGAAGAUGAGAGCGCCGUCAAUUCAAGCGGCUACUUUUCAAGUUUUAUAGGACACAUUUUUCGCUCUGAUGGUGUUUCUCAAACGGCUGAGGUUGAAGCAACAAGCUCGAAUAAGAAUGACAAGUUAGAAAGAAAGGAAUCGCAGGAGUCGAAAUCUUCUGAAGAAGGAGUAUUCCAGCGUUCACUCACCGACAAAUUCGCCGGUUUAUUGAAAGCAAAAGGAGGAAAUUUGAAGCUCAAGAAUUAUAACGACAGCAAUUUCAAACAAUAUUGGAUGCCUGAUUCUACUGGAAGGGAAUGUUAUCAAUGUGAGGAGAGGUUCACAACAUUCCGUCGUCGUCAUCAUUGUCGACUCUGCGGCCAAAUUUUCUGCUCAAAGUGCUGUAACAACCGUAUUGAUGGUGCCUCUCUGGGAUAUUUUGGAGAGCUACGACUUUGUGAUUUUUGCGCUAGAAAGGUUGAGCGUUUCUCAAAGGAUUCUGAAGCCGAGAAUGCGAAGAAGCCAUCAAUUCAACGCAAAAUAAGUGGUGAACAGGCGAAUAGCCAAUCUACGAAUCCAGACGCCGUUCGAACUAUAUCAAAUGGAAACAUUUGGUCAUUGUGUCCACCGGAAACUGCAAGAAACUCUGAAACACGAGAAACUCCACCACCUCCAAGUCGAAGAAAUUCCCUUGUUCAAACCGGAGUACCAACGAUUCUUUCGGUUCAAGAUCUUUGUGCUGGGCCUUCCACAGUCACUCGUAAUCAUACUACUCAUCUUAGUUCGGUGAUAAGUGAGGAAGAAGAAUCUGGACCAGAUUGGUUCAGAAGCAUGAAUCCUGGAAUGGAUGGAAUUCUCAAUAAUGAGACAUCCGAUUCGGUCGACGUGUUCUCCUAUGCAAACAUUGCUGCUGGUGCAAUUACAACAGGAUUUUCCAAUAUGACGGAUGAGCGAGACCACGAGUGCAACGACAGAAAAAUCACAUUUCCGGCACUGCUAAUGGAGGAAUCUAUGCUGAAUGCAGCCAAAGAAGAACAAAGAGACAAUCUUGUGGAGCUUUUUGAUAGAAAUACCGAACGAAUGUUAGACGAAGUUCUCAAAAGGGAAACAAUUUCGGAAACAAAAUGGCGACACAUUAUAUUGAAAACUGCUCGAGAAGUGGUCGCUCAUGUCGUUUUGAAUGUUCCAAUGGGAGAUAGCAUGAAUAUUACCGAUUAUGUUCACAUAAAAAAACUUAAUGUGGAUGUUAAUGAGCCGGAUGUCGAGAUCGUUUGGGGAACUGUUUGCACCAAAAGUUUAAUUCAUCAAGAAUUGUUGGAGCCCAGUGAGCCGUCAAAAGAAUCGAUUAUGAUUGUUGGAGGAUCGAUUGAAUACGAAAGGAUUACUGGAAAACUUUCAUCCAUUGAACCGAUAAUUGUACAGGAAGAGAAAUUUCUUGAGAAACAGAUUGAACGAAUUGCGGCAAAACGAGCAUCAUUAAUACUUGUCGAAGGGGGAGUUUCCAGAUUGGCUGCAAUUCAAAUGCAGAGAAAAGGCAUUAAAGUGGCAGUCAAUGUGAAAUUGAGCGCUCUUCAAAGGAUUUCCAGAUCAACAGGAGCUGAUAUUGUUUCGAAUUCUGAUGCACAAUUAAUUGAGCAAAAUCUUGGAUUCUGUCCGGAAUUCCAACAAAAGAAUGUAACGUUAAAGAACGGAAAAACCAAAAUGCUUAUGGAGUUCGGAGAUUGUCGCAAAGAGGCCGGAUGCACGAUUUUGAUACGAAGUGGAGAUGAAAAGGAAAUGAUUGCUGUGAAACGAACUCUGAUAUUUCUGAUUACCGUAAUGUAUUCAAACAGACUCGAACAAGCGUAUCUUAACGCAUUCAAUGUGUCCAUUGCUCGACGCCAAUCUGAUUGUAUUGUGUGCGAGAGGAAGCGCUCAAUUAUUUAUUCAACUCAAGAUAAGACAGAAUUUGAAAGGGCCUUAGACAUGUCGAUGCUCAGUUCAUCCCCAGUUAUCGAGUUCGAGCCUCCGUUUCUUGAAACAAAACCUGGAAAAUCUUGUCCGCUGAUUUCGUAUUUCAAACAGCCUUUGUACAAACUUCUAUCCGAUGAUGACGUUAGCUUAACAGACUCCGAAGAACAAGCAAUUCCUUAUGUUCCUAAGCGUCCAUUAAAGCUAGACAAUCUUCAUGGAUUUUGUGUCAACAAGAGAGGAGCUGCUCUUCCAAUCAUGUUGAAGUCGUUCAGAACAUUUGCUGGAAUCAGUUUUCGCCGAAGGACGAAAGCCUUGAUUGAACAUUCGCGUAAAGAAGUUAAGGAGAAGAUAAUUUUUCGCGCCCGUGAUGUGUUGGAUCCCCGAGUUCAUCAAACUCUUGCAGUUCUGUUUGGAUCAUUCUCUCCAAAAUCACCGAAUGCUCCUUAUUUCUGCGUCCGACCAUGGGUGGUUAGUAUGAAAUACUAUAACGACCAUGAUAUGACCGUUGGAGAGUUUCUUACAAAAUAUUGUUUCAACCGCAAUUAUGAAUGCCCAUCGUCAAAUUGUGAAGUUCCCAUGCAAGAUCAUUUCCGAAAGCUGGUCUAUGGCCGUGUUUGUGUUGAGAUUUCAACACAAUCUGUUAGUGAUGCUGAAAAUGAGUUGGACAGUGAACAGCAGAAGUCGAUAAUGGCUUGGAAGAACUGCGCAAAAUGCAGCUGCUCGUCACAAAUGGUCAUGUUUGAUCAUGACAUUUGGCACUUAUCAUUUGCGAAAUUUCUGGACUAUUUGGGAAAUUCGUGUUUCACCACUGAUACGACAUACCCAAUUUCAUCUCAAAACCAAUGUGAGCACUGCUUCUUCCACGAGAAGCUCUAUUUCUUUGCCAUGGAGAACCUUGUUACUACCUUUAAAGUGAACGCUAUUCGGCCGUACAGCGUCCUCUUCUCACCGAUUAUUUGUAAUGUAAAGGUGCAGAAAGUGAGCAAGAAAGAACUGGGUGAAGAUAUCAAGAGAAUCGCCAAUCUUGCCCUGGGUAUCUGUGAGGACACGAACAAACAGUUGGCAGAACUUGAUGAAGAAGUUCAAACGACGGCUGUGGUGUGCCGACUUUCUUCCGCGAUCCGAAACACUAUUGGAUUAGCUGGAGAAAGUCGCGAAUUUGCCAAGAGAUUGCUAAAUGAGGAAGAAGAAUUGGUUUUGUCAAAUGAUCGACUGUUUCGUGAAGCAACGGAUACUUUUAUGAAAAUUCGAGAAAUGACGUAUAGUUUGGUGAUGCUGUGGAAUGACAAUUGUAUAAUUAUUCGAAAGCGAGUCAAUGACGAAAUAAUCGAAAGUUCGCUACAAAGAAUCGAAAAUCCGUUCCCAUCACAUCUUCAUCUCUCAAUAAAGCUUCAGCCCAAGAUCGGAGUUGUAGUGAGAGACAUUCAGGACAGCCGUGGUAACUUUAAACCGGACAUAGGCAGCAUUAUUGCUUACGCUUUAUCGGCGGCUGACUACAAUAAAGUGCGAGAUGAUGUUUCUGUUGAUGAAUCGAUCAGUUCUGCAAAUGAUGGAGAGAAUAUCUCAUCAACCCAACAUUUGGAAGUUGAGUUUGAAGAUGAAACAGCUUCAUAUUACGUCAAAGCGUUUUAUGCUGAAAAGUUCCGUAAAUUACGAGAGUUUUUAAUCACGGAGGGAGAGGAAACUUUUAUUCGAUCACUUUCGAAUAGUACAUUCUGGACGCCACAGGGUGGAAAGUCUGGAUCAUUUUUCUAUCGCACGCAAGAUGAUCGAUUCGUUGUCAAGCAAAUGUCAAGAUUCGAAAUUCAAUCAUUCGUCAAAUUCGCUCCAAACUAUUUUGAUUACUUGACUACUGCUGCCACUGAGAAUAAGCUUACAACAUUGUGCAAAGUUUACGGAGUUUUCCGAAUUGGAUAUAAAAGUAAAACGACGACUCUUAAAGUGGACAUAUUGGUUAUGGAAUACCUUUUCUAUAAUCACAAUGUCAGCAAAGUUUGGGAUUUGAAAGGAUCUCUUCGUAAUAGGUUUGCGUCAGCCGGAAAAAGUUCUGCCGAAAUGGUGCUUCUUGAUGAAAACUUUGUGAAAGAUCUCUGGAACCAGCAACUUUAUGUUCUUCCUCAUUCAAAAGCAGCUCUCAACCAAGCAAUUAGUAACGAUAGUCAUUUCCUCAGCUCUCAGUACAUUAUGGAUUAUUCUCUACUCGUAGGAGUAGAUGAAGACAACGGAGAGUUGAUUCUCGGAAUCGUCGAUUACAUGCGUACUUAUACUUUGGAUAAGAAACUUGAAUCAUGGGUGAAAAUUGUGGCAAUCCCUGGAGCACAUCUACCCACUAUUUUGAGCCCAGAAAUGUAUUGUGCAAGGUUCUCUGAAGCAAUUGAUUCAUAUUUCCCCGUAGUUCCCGAUCAAUGGACAGGACUCGGCUCGGUGAGAUCUUACUGA